UAACGUGAUCUGUCUGGCUGUUGAAAUCAUGAAAUAAAUUCCCAUAAGGAGAGAGAGGUGUGAAUAUUUGAUUAGACUCUGGAGGACUUGGUGUAGUUAGCUAUUGUACUAACUGGCAAAUAAUGGUGGUGUGAAAGCCAACUGGCUGGCAUGAAAAGCUGAGUGACAGCAGUGGUUUCAUUGCCUGCGUUGAGGUUCUGGGUCAGCCUGGGUCAGUUCACAGUGUGGUAUUCGCAAAGCAUCUAUAUUCAAGAGUGCUGUUUCUGGACCAGUAUAUUUUGACCACAUAGUGAUAUAGGUCUGUAGGGAGUGCAGCAAAUAUGAUCCUGCAACUGGUGAUCUAUUUUAAGAUGAUUUGUGAAUACCACUAGAGUUGGUCCCUUCAAGCUGGUCCACUUCAUACCACGUCUAGCAGAAGUCCGUUAUGUCCGGCCCCACCUGGCUGCCUCCGAGGACUCUGGGUAGUCCAGAGCGACCUGCAGCACAGAUGUCACAUGCUGGACCUGCCUACUACAGACCGCCCAAAAAGGGUCCUUCUGACCAGAGGCCCAGAUAUGGUGUUUAUGACCAAAAUGGAGCAGCAGUCGGACAUGGUGUACCAACAAGGUACAUGGCCACUGGACCCUCAGGUGGAAGCAUGCAUCACCAGCAUCAGGAUGACCUUUCAGGGCCAUCCCCCUACCACCCCAAAUCAGGAGAGCACUACUAUCCUCCAGCAGAUGGGCCCAAAGAUAACCACCUCUCCUGGAGCCCACACAUGGCCAGCUACGAUCACCAUGCUCGAGGCUCUGAUAAGCACCUCUCUAGUAUUGAUGCAGAGAUAGACUCCCUCACCUGCAUGCUGGCUGACCUGGACAGCCACCCUCCAAAUUCAAGCACACAGCUAUACGAUAACGUGCCUUACAACAAGCACCUCCCCAGUGACCGCUACAAACCCUCUGGCCAGACGGGGGUACCGUCCCAGGCUAGACCCUCCAUGGGCUACCCUCCUCAUUCUCAGAGUCAGUACCAUUCCUCUCCUCCUUACACCUCCACUCCGCAGCCUGAGUACGCCUAUCCGUCCCCUUCUUCCUCCGCCCACAAACCGUACCCCCAGCCAGUACCUGCCUCCUACACCACUGCCUCCACUCCCACCGGGCCGCGCUUCAGCGUGCAGGUUAAAACUGCCCAGCCUGUUACCUACUCUCAGAGCGGACGGCAGGCAGAGCAAGCCUAUACUCCACCCCCUCCCCGCCAGCAUGCUUCUCGCCCUGCUCAACAAGACCGCCCUCAUUACCCUGAAGUGGCAGGGCAGGGACAGGGCUGGUACCCACCACCGCCCCCUCCAGCCCAGGAGGCUCAUGGUGACCCGGCAGCAUAUAAGGGGGGAUCAGGUCAAGUUCAAGCACCGAUCAGGGUGCAGGGACCGCCAGGAAAAAAAGGACAAGAACAGGGGUCAGCAUACCAGCCUAGCAAGGGGCCAGUGCCGAGACCAGAGGAGGAGUUGGAUCGACUCACUAAGAAGUUGGUGUAUGACAUGAAUCAUCCCCCCACAGAAGAAUACUUUGGACGCUGUGCAAGAUGUGGGGAUAAUGUGCUAGGUGAUGGCAGUGGCUGUAUUGCUAUGGAGCAAGUAUUCCAUGUGGAGUGUUUUACGUGCAUCACCUGCCAUGCUCGCCUUAGAGGCCAGCCUUUCUAUGCACUGGACAAAAAAAGCUACUGUGAGAGCUGUUACAUUAGCACACUGGAGCGCUGCUCAAAGUGCUCCAGCCCGAUCCUGGACCGCAUCCUGCGGGCAAUGGGUAAAGCCUACCAUCCACGCUGCUUCACCUGUGUGGUAUGUGGCUGCUGCUUGGACGGGGUGCCCUUCACCGUGGAUGCUGCCUCCCAAAUCCACUGCAUCGAGGACUUCCACAGGAAGUUUGCCCCGCGCUGCUCUGUGUGCGGCCAGCCCAUAAUGCCUGAGCCAGGCCAGGAGGAGACUGUGAGGAUUGUGGCUCUGGACCGCAGUUUCCACGUCAACUGCUAUGUGUGUGAGGAGUGUGGGUUGCUUCUCUCGUCUGAAGGAGAGGGCAGAGGCUGCUAUCCUCUGGAUGGUCACAUUCUGUGCAAGAGCUGCAGUGCCCGACGAAUCCAAGACCUCUCCGCCAAAAUCUCUACCGACUGCUAACAACUCCUGUCAUCUUUUCUCUUUUCCUCUCUAUCUUACCACUCUGGUAUUUGAUGUUGUCUGUGAGGGUUAUUCUUAGAGACAGUUCACCAUUUUCAAAUUCCUACUCCUGUUUCACCCCUUUAUAUUAGCAGAAAGCAGGUAAUUGAAUAACCUCAUGUAACAAAUAGCUGAAUUCCACAUACUCAGGGUUUACAGUUCAAGUCGUGAAUAAGAAUGAAGUUCGAGUCCUUUACAUGGGCCAUUUUAAUGAAACGGAUGGCGAGUUUACAGUGGAGAUAAAUAUUGACUUUCUAUAUCCCCGUGUGUGUGUGUGUGUGUUCGUUCAUUCGUUCAUAUGUUUGCUCACUUCUCUGAACAGGGUUAGGGUUUGAUCAGGGUACCUUUUUACUUAAUAGUAAGGAAUCACUGCCGCUGAGAAUCUGCUUUAUUGAUUAUCUUCAGUAAUCCAAAAAUUUUUAGUCACUCAAACAGCAGUCGUGAUAAGGAGAUUUACUUUGCUGACUUUAUUCUGCAUAUCGCUCUUGUUGGAACAAAACCUUGUAUCUCCAAAAUGAUGACUUUACAGGAGAAGGAAACAUCUUUACUUUCAGUGUAAGUCAGUCGAACCAGACAUUUGUCAUUUUUGGACAUUUCUUUUGGUCCAUUCAUCAUGAAAUUUAUACACAAUGUAAAGAGCAACAGGCAUUUUCAAAUUAUGUCAAAAACUAAAAAAUGCCAAAAAUGGAGAUAUGAGGUUUUGUCCUGACAGCGGUGAUAUCCUCUAGUUCAAAACUUUGUCUGUACUGUGUGGAAGUCCCUUUUCUGUAACCAGGAGGAGUCACACAGCAAAAAUACUUGAGCGACAUCUUAAACGAUUUUUAAUAUAGCUAAUUUGUCUAAUACGUCUCAGUAUGAGGUCAUUGUGAGGAUAGUACAAAUUACUCAUCCUGUGUCUUUUUACUAGAUGUUUUACUUUUACAAAGUGAUUUGGUGAAAUUGUCUUGAUGCACUGGCAGAUGAUUUUACGUCUUCAAGUAUUAUUCCAUGACACAAGCAAAACUAGUGCAGUUAUCAGUGUAAACUUGCAUACAAUAAGCUAAAAUUUCUUGAAAUUUGGGUUGUUUAAUGAUAUCAGAAUGAUGUGGGCAGAUAAUCGCAAAAAAAAUUAACAAUGGACCAAUGUUUAGAUUUUUUCCCAUAUUUCGAACAGAUAUUUGACAAUAUAUUUAUUGCAUUCUAAGACAGCAGAAUGUUUGGGCCAUGCUGGGCUGUUUUGUGCAGAAAUAUCUACAUUUUAUUCAUUUUACUGCAUUUGUAACCCUCUACAAAUAGUUGUAUGCAAAAGUUUAGUCACCCCACAUCAAAUUACAUUUUUUUAUAAGUGAAAAUAAGUCAACACAUCCUCCACCUUUGCACAUUUUAAUUCUUUUUAAGCACAGUUAAGCUGCUGCAUU
Messenger RNA from Colossoma macropomum (tambaqui), 3585 nucleotides. RefSeq names its product thyroid hormone receptor interactor 6 (gene trip6). The transcript is spliced from 10 exons. The coding region runs from base 425 to 2149 and encodes 574 amino acids. Gene Ontology annotation, cellular component: focal adhesion; stress fiber. The record is from RefSeq and is a predicted model, not a curated record. NCBI's taxonomy places the organism in Eukaryota, Metazoa, Chordata, Actinopteri, Characiformes, Serrasalmidae. Gene Ontology annotation, biological process: cell-cell adhesion.